Messenger RNA from Podospora pseudopauciseta, 2597 nucleotides. RefSeq lists its product as uncharacterized. The coding region runs from base 1033 to 2220 and encodes 395 amino acids. The transcript is spliced from 3 exons. Gene Ontology annotation, cellular component: nucleus; cAMP-dependent protein kinase complex. The record is from RefSeq and is a predicted model, not a curated record. Gene Ontology annotation, molecular function: cAMP binding; protein kinase A catalytic subunit binding; cAMP-dependent protein kinase inhibitor activity. Gene Ontology annotation, biological process: negative regulation of cAMP-dependent protein kinase activity. Lineage: Eukaryota; Fungi; Ascomycota; Sordariomycetes; Sordariales; Podosporaceae.
GCGAGAGGGAGGUCCCGGUUGUGAGGGGGGCCUGAUGUCCGUUCUCAGCCAGUGACUCUGCUGAUAACAGCAAGCUCUCACCAAUGUCACUCAUGUGCUUGGUCACGGCACCCAUGACUCUGAGCUGCGAGGUAUUAGAUAUCAUCUUGCUCUGCCUAGUCGUCAACCGCUGCUCCAAAGUGGCGUCUCCCCGGAUUUGCGCCGCCUGGUUGCGGGCCUGACUGGGGUCCUUGAUGGCUCCAAAGUCUUUCGGUGAUGAAAUGCAGGGAACACAGGCGUCUCGAUACCGCACUGUCGAACUGUAGGGCGGGAACCACCCCACUCGCCAAACGUAAAGCUUCACCUCCAUCUCCCCUCCUCGCCUUCCAGUCUCCCCCCCUUUCCGCCUUCCUGGACUCCCCUUUAUUUUUUUUCCAUCUCUGCAUCUUGCCAUCUCGGCCUCUUCUAUACCUGAUCCUCCUGCUCAACCCAACCUCCUUGUACUAACUCUCUCCGUUUCUCCUGUCACUAUCUCUACUCUACAUACCUACAUUACACAUUGCCGUUUGUCUCUCCCAAUUUCUGCCGCCGUGUGCCGGACUUGUCUGUCUCGGCCUUUAUUCCUUGUUCGCCUGCAAGCCGAUCGUUAAGCUUCCCUACCACCUCCCUGGCUUAGCUCGGAUUGCACCCUCUCUCUCCUGUUCUUUAUCAUUGAGAAAGCUCCUCGUCGACUGCGGCAUCUUUUUCUCCUACAACACUACCCCUCUUCGCCAGCUCCCGCUUCUGGAUUCCGAACGCCGCAGACCCCCCAUAGCCACUCCACCACACAUACUCCCACCGUCGGUGGCUUUGUCCAGCCAAACCAUAUCGACGCCUCCUGUGUCUCUGGCCGAAAACACCCAGAGAGAAACAGAGUUAGUAUCCUGACUCUGUAACCGACAUACUCGCCCAGGCCGACCUCAAGUACAUCAGGCUCGGCCCCCCUUUUUUUCGAACCAGAUCCUGAAAUUCUCCAAUCGAUAAACCACACCCACUUUCUGAACGUUGUCCAACAUGUCCACUGGCUUCAGCAGCCCUUUCGGGGGCAACUCGAACCCAUUUGGCAGACUGGAGACCACUGGUAUGCAAAGAGUCGCCGAGGAGGACGAAAAUGACAUGGUGACUUCGCCCACAACGGCGAGCUUUGGCCGCGCUCCAGCCGACCAUGGCGCCGGUCUCUUCCGAAGCCCUUUUGGUGCCGAUGCGGCAUCUGAUACACACAUGACUGGAGUCAACAGGCCCCAUCUUGAUCCAACAGGCUACCCAGCCCAGUACAACUUGGGCCGUCGCACUUCGGUAUCGGCCGAGUCACUGAAACCCCCUACCGGAGAAGCUUAUGACAAUUGGACACCUCCUGUGCAUCCCAAGACGCCCGAGCAGCUGGAGCGGUUGAAGGAAGCCAUCAGCGGCAAUUUCCUGUUCAGCCACCUCGAUGACGAGCAAACCGCCCAGGUAUUGGGGGCUUUGAUAGAGAAGCCGAUCCCAUCCAAGGAUAUCAAGGUGAUUACCCAAGGAGAUACCGGUGACUUCUUUUAUAUCAUCGAAAAGGGUUCUUUCGAUAUUUACGUCAGCCUCACAGGAAAGGUCGAGCCUGGUUUGGACGGGGCUGGCAGGAAGGUUAGCACCAUUGGUGCAGGCGGUUCUUUUGGAGAGCUUGCGCUCAUGUACAACGCCCCGCGGGCCGCUACUGUUAUUUCCGCCGAGCCCAACUGCACCCUCUGGGCCUUGGACCGUAUGACCUUCCGGAGGAUCCUGAUGGAGUCGACCUUUGCCCGUCGUCGCAUGUACGAGGGCUUCCUCGAGGAGGUGCCUUUGCUCUCAAGCCUGACCCCGUAUGAGCGCUCCAAGAUUGCGGAUGCGCUCAAGAGCGAGAAAUUCCCGGCCGGUCACACCAUUAUUCGCGAGGGCGACCCGGGUGACUCCUUUUACUUGCUUGUGGAUGGCGAGGCGGUCGCUCUUAGGAGGGGCGACGAGACCGCUGUCAAGCACUACAAAAAGGGCGAUUUCUUUGGCGAGCUCGCUCUGCUAAACGACGCACCACGCGCCGCCAGCGUCGUGAGCACCACCGAGGUCAAGGUUGUGUCGCUUGGCAAGUCGGCGUUCCAGCGUUUGUUGGGGCCGGUCGAGAGUAUUAUGCGGAGAACCAAGUAUGUGGGUGUCAAGACUGGGGUGGAGGAGAUGGAUCCCCUUCAGACAGUUUAAAGGAUGAUGGAGCAUGGAGAGAGAUCAGAAUAGGGAAACGAGGUGUAAUGGGGCGCGGUGUGGGCGCUUGCUUCUCGAGUUUUUUUGGUGGUGAAAAGAACAAAUAUUGGAGAAGGAACAAAGUAUGGUAUUCUUGGUGUGGCUUUGUGGGUUGGGGCUGGAGUUUUGGAUUAUUAUUCUCACUCUGCUGUCUCCCUAUUUUUUUUGGGCCUACAUGAUUAUUCAAGACCAAACACUUUGGCUUGUUAUUAGAUACCUGAAGGAGUAGCAAACAGGUCAUAAUAGCAAAUGCUAUGUUUGCCUAGGGUUAUGUACAUUGCUCACCCCACCCAUAUGUAUUGUGUGAAAUGCAUAGUCGUUGACGGACACAUAGACAA